CCUCUUGCAUUAGACCGAGCUCGCGGCGGAAAAGCAAGAGCUGUACAGCGGCAAAGAGGACUUUUCUGUCAGGAGUUUUCAAGGCAUUAUAAGACAAGAAGGAAACCAUCUAAAGGGAUUACUUCAGCGAAGACCGGAUUAAAGAAAAACUCGAACUAAACCAAAUAUACCUGGAAUCAUGACUCUGAACAAAGGGGACAAACUUCGCAACAUGGACAAGAGACGAGGAAGUACGCCGUUCCCCGUCCACCUGCAGACCCUGCACAGGAGAAGCAUGCCCGUUGACGAUCGUGAGCUCCGUUCAACGGCGCCGACCGGAGAACUGUCCAAUCUCACGCGCUGCACAUCCUACACCCCCGGCGACCAGCACAGAGACGGCUGUGUGUCUGAUUCGUCAGACUCCGUCAUCUCUUCCGGCAGCGACGCCGAGGGGCAGGUUUACAAGGUGGUUAUCCUGGGCGAUCACGGUGUUGGCAAGUCCAGUCUGGCGCGGAUAUUCGGCGGCAUAGAAGACUGUCACGAUUGCGACGAACCCGGAAACACGUACGACAGGUCCAUUGCUGUCGAUGAUGAAGAAGCCUCCAUCCUCCUGUACGACAUAUGGGAACAGGACAACAGCCAAUGGCUGAGGGAUCAGAGUAUGCGCAUGGGUGACGCCUACAUCAUCGUCUACUCGGUGACGGACAAGGCCAGUUUCGAGAAGGCCUCGGAGCUGCGCAUCCAGCUGCGAAGGGCCAGGCAGUCAGAGAAUAUUCCCAUAAUCCUCGUGGGCAACAAAAGCGACUUGGUGCGGUCCAGAGAGGUCUCCAUGGACGAGGGCAGCGCCUGCGCCGUGGUGUUCGACUGCAAGUUCAUCGAGACGUCGGCCUCCCUCCACCACAACGUGCGGGAGCUGUUCGAGGGCAUCGUGCGGCAGAUCCGCCUGCGCCGGGACAGCAAGGAGGAGAACGCGCGGCGUCUGGCCAACAGCAAGCGCCGCGAGAGCAUCGGCAAGAAGGCCAAGCGCUUCCUGGGUCGCAUGGUGGCCCGGAAGAACAAGAAGAUGGCCUUCAGGCAGAAGUCAAAGUCCUGUCACGACCUCUCGGUACUCUGAAGCCUCCAUUUUUUUCACACACCUAGACCAGACGCUGUGUGUCACUGGCUUGAGUUUUUCCCCACACCAAAUCCCGUGGACUCGUAGAUUUGUUAAAAAAAAUAAAAAAAAAUGCAUUUGCAACUUUUUAAAACUCUGAACUGAGGGGAUUAGACAUGAAAAAGAUUUUUAAAACUGAAAGUACAGACUGAUGGUGACAAAUCUGCAUGUAGCUUUUGAAGUUUUUAAUCAUUUAAAAAAAAACAAAAAAACUCUGCCUUAAGACUGCAAUUGAUGAAUCCUACUUGUGUCUGUUGGUAGGGUUUCGUCCUGUCAGUGAGUUGACCUUGCUGCUGGACGGCCUUGUCCAUGGAAGCAGUAUUUUACUACUGGUAUUUUGUUGUUAGCCUGUAUGUUGAGGGUACAGUUACUGUAUACAUUAACAACGACAGCAUAGCAACAGGGGGUGCUGCAAUGUGUGGAUUUUUAAGCGGGUGGGAAGGAAACAUUACAGCAAACACUGUGUGAUUUUAGCCAUUGAUCUGACAUUUUGGAAUCAUAUUUACUUGAAACUUAAGUACGCAGGUUCGUGCUUUGGGUGAUAUUGCAAUGACAGUUUUAGGUGGGUUGGGGGAGGGGUGUUUUAGACAGAUUACAUAUUCUUAUAUUGCCCUGGCAUUAAUACUCCGAAGUCUGAAAGAGUGAGUGAAUGAAUGAAUGGAUAAAUGAAUGAAUGAAUGAAUGAAUGAAAUGGAGCAAUACAUUUGACUUGUGUUGUGAAUUUAACAUUGUUUCAGUAGGUUGAAUUGCACAUCAAUUUACUCAACUAAACAUUUUGUUAUAUGUUUACAUUGAUAUUUUAUAAUAAAAAAUAUAUUGCA
Messenger RNA from Anguilla rostrata (American eel), 1953 nucleotides. RefSeq names its product GTP-binding protein RAD-like. NCBI's taxonomy places the organism in Eukaryota, Metazoa, Chordata, Actinopteri, Anguilliformes, Anguillidae. The record is from RefSeq and is a predicted model, not a curated record. Gene Ontology annotation, biological process: negative regulation of high voltage-gated calcium channel activity. Gene Ontology annotation, cellular component: plasma membrane. Gene Ontology annotation, molecular function: GTPase activity; calcium channel regulator activity; GTP binding. The transcript is spliced from 5 exons. Bases 179 to 1093 code for a protein of 304 amino acids.